This is a messenger RNA of Cygnus olor (mute swan), 3015 nucleotides long. RefSeq names its product histone H3 associated protein kinase (gene HASPIN). NCBI's taxonomy places the organism in Eukaryota, Metazoa, Chordata, Aves, Anseriformes, Anatidae. Gene Ontology annotation, cellular component: cytoplasm; nucleus. Gene Ontology annotation, molecular function: histone H3T3 kinase activity; ATP binding. The record is from RefSeq and is a predicted model, not a curated record. Gene Ontology annotation, biological process: intracellular signal transduction; mitotic cell cycle; protein phosphorylation. The transcript has 3 exons. The coding region runs from base 130 to 2667 and encodes 845 amino acids.
UGCGUUAAUUAAGGACAAUUCAGCUGCCACGGUGAUGUUUUCAUUAUCUGCUUGGAUGGAACAAUACACGCACUGAUACUCCACGUCCUGUAUGACCUCUAGUUCUGCGCUGUUGGAAUAGUCCCUUAGAUGAGGCACCAGUUCAUCGCUGACUCUGCACUCUGUUGUACCUCGCGGCGCGGCGGCCACCUCCGCCUGCUGCCGCAGCCCGCUCGCUGGAUUUCGCCGCCUCAGGACCGCAGGCGGCUCUUCAGCUCCACCUCGGCCGGCUCCAGCUCCGCCUGCUCCAGCGCCCUCUCCGCCGCCUCGGACGACCCCGACUUCUCUCCGCCCGGGAAGCGCCGCCGGCAGCCGCUGUGCGAGCGCCCCGCCCGGGCUCGGUGUCUGCGGAGCCGGCGCGGCGCCGCCAGCGAGGAGAAGGAUGAGAAGGAGAACCGGCCGCCCGCCCCGGCCGUCCUGAGCUCCCCGUCGCCCUCCCCGCUGCCGCCCGCCGCCGCCCGCCGCCGCCGCCGCCAGGGGCCGUCCCACGGGGCUCGGCGCCCCCUGCUCUGCAGCACCCCGCACUUGGCGCCCCGCCGCAGCCGCCGCCCGCCGCCGGCCGAGCUCAGCAGCAGGCUGGAGGGAGGCUCGGGGCUGCAGGGCAGCCUGGAGCUCUUCUCGUCGCCCCGAAAGGGGCGGGACGCCUCGCUGGGCAGCGGGCCCAGCACGCCCCAGUCGUUGAGGGGAGAUGCGGAGGAGGGGGAGGCGUCGCCGAGCGGGAGCAAGAAGGGGAGGGGGCUGGCUUGGUCCAAAGCCUUGGGUGGGUGCGGUGAGAGGGGCUUGUCACAAAGGGCCAGCAGGGUUCUGAGGGCGUCCGUGCGGGGACCCCUGUUCCUGCAGCAAAGCACAAGCACUCCUCCCGCUAACAGCGAGCCCCUGCACUCCACCCCGUAUGCUGGUGCCAGGGCUGAAGAACCACGCGAUGAUGUAGAGAGAGAUUCAACGGAAGGAAGCCUGAGCGGUCAGAGAGGCAAAACCAAGCACCAGCCUAUGCCAGUGGUGGUCUUGAACCGUCAGGAGGUGUCGCUGUGGCUGACAAGCAUGCAAGCUGACAAAAAGGCAGACGCUCAACCUUCCUGCCAGAAGCCAGUGUCGCCUUUGGGCCCUCAAGGAAUGGUAGAGUAUAAAAAUAAAAACACCAAGGUCAGUUCUGCAGAGGGAAGUGCCUGUAGAAGAGCUUGCAUCAGUGGCUUCAGUGCCAGGCGGUGGGAUAGGCAAAUGAGGCUCUGUCCCCAAAGACUCAAAAAUAGGAGACAGCAGCACACUAAUAACUCUUUUUUCAGACCACAACUGAGACCAAAAGGAAGGAAGAAGGGUGGUCAGGAGAUGCCUGUAGAUACAAGAGACAACGAUUCUUCAUUCCUCAAUAACUCCCAUACCUGGGGUAGACUUCGAGCGUCUCUGUCCUUCCAUAAGAAAAAGAAAGUUACUGCAGACGAGUGUUCCUACAAUAGCAUCCUUUGUACCCCUUUUGUGAAUUCCGAGGUUACAGGGCACCAAGAAACCCCAACUUCUAGUAUGACUCAGUACUGUGCUUUGUCUGCUUCUUCCAUGGUACUGCUGGCUCCCAGGAAUUCCUGUUCAGUCCUGGAGGUAAUGCUUACGGAUGCAGAGAAGGUGUUUGGGGAAUGCCACCAGGAGAGACCUAUCACUUUUGAGGAAUGCAUUCCCUUAGAUAAGAUGAAAGAUUGCAAGAAAAUUGGAGAAGGGGUGUUUGGAGAGGUUUUCCAGAUUGACAGUAAGAGAGGACCUGUGGCCUUAAAAAUAAUUCCCAUUGAGGGGACUGAAAGAGUGAAUGGUGAAUCUCAAAAAAGCUUUGGGGAGAUUCUACCAGAGAUAAUAAUUUCAAAGGAACUCAGUCUUCUAUCUGAAGAGUCUGUGAACAGGACUGUAGGGUUCGUUAGGUUGUACUCCGUGCACUGUGUUCAAGGGGCCUAUCCUAAGUAUCUCUUAGAAGCUUGGGACAAAUACGACAAAGUAACAGGAUCAGAAAAUGAUCGGCCAGACCUUUUUGGGAAAGAGCAACUCUUCAUGGUUCUGGAGUUUGAAUUUGGAGGCAGUGACUUGGAGAACAUGAGAAACAGCUUGAGUUCGGUAGCUUCAGCAAAAAGCAUUUUGCACCAGGUGACUGCUUCCCUGGCUGUGGCAGAACAGGAACUGCACUUUGAGCACAGAGACUUACACUGGGGGAAUGUGCUGGUAAAGAAAACAGAUGUCAAAGAGCUUAAUUAUGUGUUGAAUGGGAUGAUGUGCACAAUCCCCACAAGAGGUAUCCAUGUCAACAUCAUAGAUUAUACCUUGUCUCGGCUGGAGAAAGAUGGGUUAACUGUUUUUUGUGACCUUUCCACUGAUGAAGAGCUGUUCCAAGGCACAGGAGACUACCAGUUUGAUAUCUACAGGCAAAUGAAAGCAGAGAACUCCAACAGCUGGACUGACUAUCAUCCACACAGCAAUGUCCUCUGGUUGCACUAUUUGUCAGAUAAACUUUUGAAAGAUAUGGCUUACAAGAAAAAAGAAUCAACUUCUGCCAUGAGAAAAAUAAAGCAGCAGCUCGUUAAGUUCCAUAAAGAAGUACUGACCUUUGGGUCUGCCAGUGAAGUUUUGCAUAGCAGCAGCCUCUUCCAGUGAGUAAAGGAGCACAGUGCUUCCAAGAACUAAGUCACCGAUGCCCCUUUCCCCUUUGUCAUUUUUCUGUAUGGUCUUUUUAAAUGUUGGCACGAUGAAGAAAUGUUAUGAUCAGUUACCAGUAUGUAAAGUAAGCUAUGAAAAAUGUGUAAAAAUGCACAAAAAAAGCCACGUGCUUUAAGAUGUUUCCGUAUGUACUUUUUUGAGGGGUAAGGGUGGAAGGGAACAGACUUGACAGUGGAGGUGGAGGGAAAAGAUUUCUUCAGACUUAGUUCAUGUCCUGAAUUCCACUUAGAUUAUUAGAAGUUCUUCCCUUACUAUAUUUAUUUCUUACAAAUUAAAACAAACAAA